AUGAAGCAGGCGCGUAGACCCAACCACUUCCACCUCAGCUGUCUUCGCCGAAUACUGCAGCUGAGGUUGCAGGACCGGAUCCUAGACACGGACGUACUGGAGCGGACGGGAAUCCUCAACACCUAUGCUAUGCCGAGACGACUACAACUACGCUGGAGCGGCCACCUCAUACGCAUAAACGACAAGAGGCUACCCAACCGACUGUUCUAUGGAGAUGUCGUCACGGGUUUCCGCCGCCAAGGAGGUCAAGUUCGGCGCUACCAGGAUGCUCUAAAAACCUCCCUCAAGCGCCCGACAAACUGGGAAGACCUGGCGCCCGACCGACCUACGUGGAGGAGGUCAGUGAAGACGGGCCCUGCGAUCUACGAAGCCAACCGCAUCACCACCGCCAAAGCCAAACGAGGGACACGCAAAUCUCAACUGCCGCCGCCGCCGCCUGACAACGCCAACGCCUAA
Spirometra erinaceieuropaei is the source of this 456-nucleotide messenger RNA. The record is from the annotation of a GenBank genome assembly. NCBI's taxonomy places the organism in Eukaryota, Metazoa, Platyhelminthes, Cestoda, Diphyllobothriidea, Diphyllobothriidae.